CACAAGCAUCAUCUUCCGGUGAGCGUCCAGACACGCAGACAUGCCACUCGCAAAGGAUCUGUUGCACCCGAGCCCCGAGGAGGAAAAGCGGAGACACAAGAAAAAACGACUUGUACAGUGUCCCAAUUCCUACUUCAUGGACGUCAAAUGUCCAGGUUGUUACAAGAUAACCACAGUGUUCAGUCACGCUCAGACUGUAGUGCUGUGUGUUGGCUGUUCCACAGUCCUGUGCCAGCCUACAGGAGGGAAAGCUCGCCUUACAGAAGGUUGCUCAUUCAGGAGGAAACAGCACUAGUCUGACCUGACGUGGUUGGACACUGUUGAGGAAAAUGAACAGCGCUUGGACAUCAAGCUAUACUGCCAUGGAGCUGAUGCUGCAAUGAGGAGAUGGAGAGCGGGAAUACAAAUCAUGUAAUAUAAGAAGUCUCUAGUACAGAUUAUGCAGAGAGAAAAGGUUGGCGUUGCUGACACCCCACCAACACCACAUAUUAAUUCUUGUCUCUUAAUAAACUUAGGUUGUUUUUUGGUAAAAAUAAUCCUGCAUGGUUGUCAUCCAGUUCUUUUUAUCUCUUGAAGGUUCUAAGAUGUCAUUUGUCUGGUGAAAGACACAUGUCAGUUUAGGGACCUUUAGACAUUUGCUGGUUAUGAUGAGGGCAUUUGAGGACUCUGGCUUUUGGUAUUCUCCCAAUUGUACAGAUGUGAGACCUCAAGAAUUUUUUUGCGGUGAGUGAUUUGCAUUUGUUUGCAUUACACCCUCGAUGCUUAAGCACGAAUAGUUAUAGGGAGGUGAGCCUUAUUGUUCAACAGUUUAUUGGCACUGUAGAUUUAUGCAAAUUUCCUUUUGAAAACACUUGACCAGUUGUAGGAAAGGAGGCUCACUGUGGCUGAAAUUAACCUUGAGUUUUAGUCUGUAAAAGCUGCACUCUGCAUACCUGAAUGUUGACUGAUGUGUCUUCAAAGUUAAUGCCACGGUGAAGCUAACCUUGACGGUGAUGUCAUCGGUGCGUGCUCCAAAGCUGGUGGUGUUGGUUCAGGGCCCGCUCUCAGUCUGAAUGAGGGCUGAUUCAGGGAAAGUCGUCGCUGGCUCUGCUUCGGUUUCCUGAUGCUUGUAAAAACACACAGUACGCAGUGAUGUGACACUAAAUGACAUAAUGAACAGCCAGGUUGUGAAUUUACUUAUGCUUUCAAAUGAUGUGAAAACGAUUAUGUGGGAUGAAUUCUUGUGAAGUUUCAAAAAAUACAUGAUCACAAUCACACUAGCUUGUGAGGAGUGAGGAAAAAGUUAGACAUGAGUCAGAUAAAAUGUGUCCUACAGUUCACUCACAGCUGUUGUUUAGGCUUGUGAACAUGUAGGCUGUUUCCACAGGCUCUGUAUGUGACAGCAUUGAGUUGCACACUAAAUACAAACUAAAUUAGGAGAGGGAGUGAAUGAUAACUUUUUGUUGCUAUGGUGACAUUUUUCUUGUCUUGCUUGUAUAUUGGACACAUCUUACAAAUAAAUCAUGAUAAAUGGGAACGACU
Messenger RNA from Chelmon rostratus (copperband butterflyfish), 1521 nucleotides. It is a transcript of the gene rps27.2, whose product is annotated as ribosomal protein S27, isoform 2. Gene Ontology annotation, molecular function: RNA binding; structural constituent of ribosome. Gene Ontology annotation, biological process: translation; ribosomal small subunit assembly. The coding region runs from base 41 to 295 and encodes 84 amino acids. The record is from RefSeq and is a predicted model, not a curated record. The transcript has 4 exons. NCBI's taxonomy places the organism in Eukaryota, Metazoa, Chordata, Actinopteri, Chaetodontiformes, Chaetodontidae. Gene Ontology annotation, cellular component: ribosome; cytosolic small ribosomal subunit.